Messenger RNA from Clunio marinus, 1731 nucleotides. The record is from the annotation of a GenBank genome assembly. NCBI's taxonomy places the organism in Eukaryota, Metazoa, Arthropoda, Insecta, Diptera, Chironomidae.
AUGUCAACUGCAUCAACGCUUAUUGAGACAACAGUGACACCAACUUUGUCUCCUACAAUAGAAACUACAACAAUGCCAACUAUUUCUAAAACUAAUCAAACAAUUCAUUUGAAACCUACAAUUAACUCCUGCAGAUGUGACUUGACACUCAACUGUGACAAGUAUUGUUGUUGCGAUCAAGAAUGUUCCGACGAAAUUUUGAUGAGCUUUGAUUGUGAAAUAAAUAUUGAGGAUUAUUAUCAUGGUGAAGGCUUAGAACGUUGUGAGACUAGCGAUAGCUUGCUCUGUGUCGUUAAAGACAAUUACAGUCCUAAUUAUUAUAUUAAGCAACCACCGAUUAAAUAUCCAAAGUAUAGUUGGCACAUGUCACCAUCCAAGAAUGAAAUUAACGAUGAAAAUGAUCAAACCUACUACGCUUAUGGAGAUGUUUUGCUUGCUUAUGAUGCAAAAACCAUGCAAAUUGAAACAUUUAAAAUUCCAAUGUCUCUUGUCGGCGAUUCCUGCAGCAAUCUUGAACCGAUAAGGUUUCUCAUCGAAAAGAAAACACAAUGUUUAAGAUCAUUGAGUGAUAUGUGUGCUUAUAACAAAUAUUUGUUAAAGCGAUUGAUGAAUUUCAAUGUUUUUCACCGGCCUUGGAAAGCGAAUGAAGUCAAAUCAACAACUGAACUUUUCAAAUUUUCAAUCAUGUCUUGUACAGAAACAUUCAACAAUUGUACAUCACUUACUUUCAACGACGACGACGAUGACGAAGAAGAGAAUUUCGAACUGAUUAGCAGUGUUGGAUUUGACAUUCAAAUUUUGUUUGAUACCAACGGCACAAAUAUUUCUUCAAUGACGGCAAUGUUGUUAACACACGACGAGAUGGUCUGUGGUGGAAUGGAAGAAAUGACUUCAACCAAAUUUAUUCAAAAAUUUGAAGUCAAAUUUUUAAGAAACAAAAAUCAGACAAGAGACAAAACAUAUAAUGAAGGAAAAAUUGGCUAUAGCACAAAUGAUCUGAUCAUCGCAACAAUGUUAAGACCUUUGAAUAUUUCAUCACCAGAUGGAGAAUCAAUUCUUGAAUAUUUUCAUAAUGAAACAUCAGAGGACAAAGAUUUCCAUCUUAAGAUCCCUGAAAGUGUUGAUGGAAAAUGUGUUUUAAAUGAUCAAAUCAAUGACAAGCUUCAUUUUAACGAAAAUUCAUUAACAAAUUGUAGGAUUGAAAUGACAUAUUAUGAGAAAUAUAACAAAACAUUAUGUCAGCAAGUUCAAGAACAAGCUUUGCACCAUCUCUUCGAUCACAUGAAUUUAACUGCCAAUUAUUCCGAAAAUCAUAAAUAUUUUGCUUCCCGAUUUCGAUUACCACGCUUGGAUAUUGAUUCGUGGACUGAAAUCGAUAUUCAAAACUUACCUAAUUUGAAUCCCGAAUUAAAGGAAGAAGAAAAUUCGGUUUCAUGUGAAAGCAUUGCAACAUCGAUCAAAUAUUCGUUUUAUUCAUCACGCAAGAGAACAGGUGGAAAAAGAAAGUAUGAGAACGUUCUUGAUAACUUGGAAAUAAAAUUCGGAACAACUUGUCUUAAGUUUGAUUUAAAGUCUGAAAAUGUAACAUCAGAGAUGACCCUUCUGACCAAAGAUAAGGCAAUUAAUUUUAAUAUACAAAUUCAAAUGAAUUUUUUUCAAAACGAUGACAAAAUGAUGAGUAACAAUGCCAGAUACUUCAGUGGUUGUCAAUUAAUCUUAGAUUUUUUUUAA